AUGGGGAAGUUGAACUAUUCAGCGUAUUACGCACUGACUCGCACCCAGAGAAAGCGACUACCAGAUGGACCUGGCUUUAAAGCCGCAGCGCGGGAUCCUACUUUAGAGAUUGACAUUGCAAACAAGACGUUGACAGACCAAGAUCUCUCCAUAUUCAUUGAUGAUCUCCUUGAAUGUAUCAGGGAGGAUCUUGCCAAAGUGGUCGAGUUUCAUAUUCAGGGAAACAGCCUCACUAUUAAAUCUCUACCAAAGCUGGGCGAGGCAAUUGCGCUCAACGCAGGCGAGAUGAGGGAGCUUGACAUCUCGAACAACAACAUCAAUAUCAGCCCAAGCCCUGAAGAUAAGGCAAUGUGGUGCCAGUUCCUCAACUCCUUUAAGAACUGCUAUAUGCUCAAGAAGCUUGAUCUUGGGGGUAACCCUCUAGGGCCUGUGGGAUUGGAAGUCCUUGCUCGUGUUUACAUCAAAAGUGACCUUCACUUCCUCGAGGAUGAUGCUUAUGCUAUUGUCGAACCUAAACAUGAAGAGAGGUCAUUCAACGAAGAUUCGACUGCGGUGAAAGUCACAGCAGGAAAGGAGAACGAACGCAGCACAAGGGGUAGUCGCCUUGAAAAAUCGCCAAACAAGGGGAAGAAGGCUUUGCGACAAAAUUUCGGCCAGUUCAAAUCUAACCCCGCUAAAGGAACAGCACUUGACGACCUCAAACGUUUCGCCUGUACCCGUGGCCUUCGCUCGAUUGCCUAUCUCAUCUUGUCCAACGUUUACAUGGCAAAGAGUGGCACGGUGCACCUUGCGAGUAUGCUGAGCAUGCAAAGAACAUCAGACCAGCUCCUGAAGUUCCUCCCCGAGGGCAAAUCCCCAGCCUUACCUGAAACUGCAAACAGCAAGAGCAUCAUCUGGCUUCCCAACGACACUCUUCCACAAGUUGCGAGCGAGUUCCUCGGAAAGGCCGAAGCCAUAAACGAGAUAAAGACCAACAUUGACUCGGAUGAUGACCUCUCAAAUGACGAUGAGGCCCAGGGACCUGUCAGUACCAUCGCCCAGACAAACGCAGAGCCCAACCAGAAAAUCGACACUGCCGCACAGAGAGAGCUGCAGAACAAAAAGAACACCGCGUACGCCAGACUCACCAAACGUGUUCGUAUGGAAGCACUACAUGACGAAGGCGUGCAUGGUACAGACCUCUGGAUCACUGCUCUGCGAAUGAUGAAUGUUUCCAGAAUCCUCCUUUGGCAAGGCAAGGAGAGUAGUGUUUGCUCCCCAAACAAGGAACAGGGCCAGCAAGAAGACGACGAUAGAGACGACCCCUAUCCUUCCGCGGUACACAUCGAAGACAUCACUCAGCAAUUCGACGACCUGGAAACAGCAGAACAUCCAAGUUCCUCGGAAUCACCUUCUUCCCCCGUGGAAAUCCAUAUCACUGAACCUGACCGAAUGGGCCCUUUCCACCCCGGCACAGACUCAUUCGACGCCAACUUUCCAAUUCUUCAUCCAUCCAACACAGAGAAUGCUGAUACUUCACUCACCAGAAACGAUGAAGAACAACACAUUGUCGCCGCAAGAAACGAGCUGUCCGCAUCACCACAACCAGCCCGCUCAGGAAAGGGAAACUCCCGCACUACAUAUGGAUCCCGAGCCCUCCGCAAGGAAAAGGAGACCUGGCGUUUUGGUUUUACGCUCGAGAUUUGGCGCAGAAUUAUUGCGGACGCGGCCGGUGCGGAAGGUAUUCUGGACCUUGAACAGCAGACUCAGAUCAUGCGUUAUGCCACUGAUAUCCUUUGUAGGGCUUAUACGGGCAACUGCCUCGGUAAAUACAGUUUCUAUGAGGAGAGUUAG
Molecule: messenger RNA, 1833 nt
Organism: Aspergillus oryzae RIB40
Lineage: Eukaryota; Fungi; Ascomycota; Eurotiomycetes; Eurotiales; Aspergillaceae
Exons: 4
Coding region: 1-1833 (610 amino acids)
Source: RefSeq, a predicted model, not a curated record